UGUAGAAGAAACCACCAGCGUGAAGCAAACACACCAACGUGGAUUUGUAAGUCUUGGCCGUUGGCAGGAAUAUAGGCAAUGACAGAGACGCGUCUUCCAACUUCGCCAAUCUCGAACUCGCUGUCAUGUCGGACAUAUCCAAGUACACCGGCAGAUUCAGAAUCAACGUCGGUUCUCAAGAUACGCAAGCACGCAAAGUCGCCAAACGGCCUCGAGAGUCACUUGCUUGCGACCAGUGCCGUGAUGCAAAGGUCCGAUGCAACAAGGGACGUCCGUGCAGCAGCUGUGUGAAAAGAAAUGGAGGCUCGUCAUGUUCUUAUCAGAAGCCGAGUGCUGGCGAAGACAUGACUAGAUCCGUAGCUGAAGAUAGACUUGACAAGCUGGAGCGCAUGGUCACACUGUUGAUGCAGAACCAAGCGGCGCCGAUGACUCCUUUACAGCAGCCAACAACGCCUCCGGACGCAAUUGACCGCCAAGAUCGCAAUGAGUUAAGUGCUUGGAGUGCCGACGCCAAGGCGAAAUACCCUACUGUUCUGGAAGAUAUAAUGAACAGCAUCCAUGACUUGAAGCUUGCGUUGCCAGAGGUGAGAGAAGAAGUGGAACGGAUGCCAUCGGCAGAGUACAGGAUGCGUGGCAGCGAGCGAAUAUUCGGUUCGGCAUCGUCACGUUCGAUCGAAGAGGUGCUGAAAAGAUAUAUGCCCUCUAGAGAAGAGUCCGAUCGGCUUCUGGAAGUGUUCUUCGUGGGAGAUACGUUUAUCUUGCCCUUCAUCCAUGCCCAACAGUUCCGGCGCGAGUACGUGGAGUUCUGGAGUCAACCGGGCGUCGUGUCGCCCCUCUGGCUAAGCUUACUAUUUUCAGCCUUAAAUCUGUCUUCGAUGGCCGGAGAGGGUGCAGCCAUGGCUUCAGCACAGGUCAAAGUGGCAGGCUUGAGCCCGGGCUUUCAUGCUGCGGCGGGAGAGUGCUUGGUCAUUGGCCAUUAUUAUCGCGCUCAGCCAUAUGGUCCUGAAGCGCUGCUCUUCUAUGCACACUGCGUCAGCAUGAAGACUCUGGACCCAAGCCGUGAGGCGGGAGCAAUGAUGUCCAUGGCGGUGAGGAUCGCAUACGAGAUGGGAUAUCACCGUGACCCGGACUUCUUCGGCUCUUUCAGCGUCUUCGAAGGCGAAAUGAGACGUCGCUUCUGGGCUGGAUUCAAGCAGAUUGACAUGAUGCUUGCGUUCCAACUGGGUCUGCCCUGUAAUAUCCGCCUCGAGAAUUGUGACACGCGCUCUCCACGCAACUUACUCGAUUCAGACUUUGGUCCUGAUUCAACCGAACUGCCACCUUCCAGACCGGAAAGUGAGGCUACAGGACUGCUUUGGUUCAUUGUGAAGGAUCGGCUUGUGCCCAGCUUCAGCAAAGUUUGCCAAGAUGCCCUGUCUCUACGACUUAAAUCUGAGAGCGAGGUCAGAACGCAAGACGAGGAGAUCAGAAUGGCGAAAGAAACUGUUCCAGACGUGCUUCGUGUUCGACGGAUUCCGGAUUGUCUGGGAGACCCGCCCUUUCUGAUCAUGACCAGGUUUUAUCUCGAGUUGCUCUCACUGAAAAGCCUGUGCAUUUUGCACCGCAAAUACAUGACACAAGGUAACGAAUAUAGUACAGAAAAGUGUAUUGAGGCUGGACUGUCCAUAGUUCGUUUGGUGAUCAAUGCGUACAAAGAAUUCGCGCCCGGUGGACAACUCUACGAGGUGAAGUGGAUGUUUAACUGCUAUUACUUCAACGACUUUCUACUCGGAGUGAUUGUCCUUUGCUUGUACACCAACAUAUGUCUUAAGAGGAGUGUUGGUGCUGGCCUGCCUACAAUUGGCGUGGGCAGCGAGAUAUUCGCGUUGCUUGAGCAGUCACAUACCAUAUGCGUGGAGAAGGCGUCUGCUAGCAGAGACGCGCGGAAGGUGUCCUUGGCCAUACGGCUAGUGCUGCGAAAUGCCGCCACAGCUUCAGUUCGGAAUAGAUCUAGUGCUGAAGAGCGAAUUGACGUUACGGACCCAACGCCAUUAACUCAAGUUGGGACUGAAUUUGACCGGAGACCGGACGGUUCCAGCUGGUGCUCGCCGACGUCAAUGCUCGAAGGUCCUCAAUUCGAAGCUCUUGAUCCGUUCAGCUUCAUGAGUACAGAAGGCGCAGCUUUUGACGGCGUGUUCGCCGGCUUUGACCCACCAACGUGGGAUGACUUCAUGUUUCCUUCUGGAGAUGAAUAAUCUAACAAAGUCGGCUCUCAUACACGACAGGACGAUAUCUCCAGUUGUUGGUAGUUGACGUCAGAAAUCGACAGAAUUAAAUUCGUAGAGAUGAGGGAUCAAAAUAGAAUUGGUCAUCCUAACACUUGGAUCUAGUACAGAUCUAGAGCAGGUAUGAAGGCGUAGGAGGCUGUCUAUUCACCGCGCCUUUGUUUUUCUUCGGUUUGAGAACCUUCACCAUGGUUGCACCAUAUCUUUCCUAAUAGCCUUACCCAUAUCACUAUCCCGAGCCCCUUCCACAACAUCACGGACAAGGUCGGCUCCAAUCUUAGGGUCUAACGCACCUGACGCUUUGAGAGCCUCUGGAUUGCCUCCCAGGCCAGUGGCGAGCAUGCCUGGGGAGAUGGCAAUGACUUUGACGCCAUCCUCUUUCAGCAACCGCGACCACUCCAGCAUCAUCAUGUUCAGGCCUGUCUUUGAUGAACGGUAUGCAGGAAUCGAUAAAGUUGGCUUCGGCCAACCUGCUGCUGGAGGUCUAUUGAUUGGUAAGACUUGGCUUCCAUGCUCUGCUAAUACUGAGGUCCCGCUGGUGAUGAAUAUCAAGCGAGGUUCGGAUGACUUGAGGAGGAGUGGCACAAAGGUGUACGUGUUGACGAAUGUUCCUGCUACGUUCACAUCCCAGGUUUUGUUCCAAAGCUGGCGGAGCGUCAUAUUUCCGUCCCCAGCUGACUGGUCGAAGGAUGCACCUGCAAAGCGUGAGUCGAACGGUCUGCCGACCACAAGAACAGCAAUAACAAGAACAGGGCUACCUGCCUGCGUUGUUAAUGAGGACGUCGACCCUUCCGUACUUAUCUCUAACAGUUUCGAAAGCUUGUUCGAUCGAGGCAUCACUCUCAACAUCGAUUUGAAUCGGCUCGACCGUGCUUUGGCUCUCCGAAUAUUCUUGUGUCGUUUCUUCAACAGCAGCAAUAGCCUUCUGAAUGUUCCUACCACCCAGUAGGAUGGUGUAGGGUCUGCUGGAUCUACAUAGAGAUUUGACGGUUUGUAAACCAAGACCGGUGUUCGCACCGGUGAUGAAAACAAUUCGACUUGCUGGCAUUUUGAACGGCCCACGGUUUGACUUCACUUUUGAGACAAGAGGCGAUGACACCAAUACUCAUCCUUUCUCCCGAAUCGUCUUUAUACUAAAUUCAGGCGUGGGAAUACCGCACAUAUUUCAACGGCCUCGUUGUUUUAACUCCGCCAACGACUCCAAACCGCUGGGAGAACGAAAGGCUGUGCUAUAAAAAUUACUCAAUACGGCAAUUUUGGUAUGCCCAAAGCCCGAUUGGUUGGAGCUGUGGAACCUAAAGAUGCACAACGUGAUCCAACAUCGAGCGGACAUUCUUUAUAUAGCAUCAUCGAGCACAUCAUCCUAGGAUUACGACGGCUCCAAAAUUGCAUUUACAGCUUGGAAAAGAAGGCAAACUUGUUCUUGCCGUCUAUGCGAUCAAGUACGAGGAAAUUCAAAAAUUUAUCUGACGCUGCACGCCUCUAUAACAUGCCUCGAACCACUCUCAGUGCUCGCAUACAAGGACACUUUUCACGCGUCCACCAACGCACAAACCGCCAUGAGCCAAC
Verruconis gallopava is the source of this 3833-nucleotide messenger RNA. RefSeq lists its product as uncharacterized. The record is from RefSeq and is a predicted model, not a curated record. The transcript has 2 exons. Gene Ontology annotation, biological process: DNA-templated transcription; regulation of DNA-templated transcription. Gene Ontology annotation, molecular function: zinc ion binding; DNA-binding transcription factor activity, RNA polymerase II-specific; DNA binding. The coding region runs from base 126 to 2234 and encodes 702 amino acids. NCBI's taxonomy places the organism in Eukaryota, Fungi, Ascomycota, Dothideomycetes, Venturiales, Sympoventuriaceae. Gene Ontology annotation, cellular component: nucleus.